AUCCAACUCAGUUUGAAACAAAACAGUGAAAAAAGGGGUUCCCACGUCACACGUCAUGCCCCACGAUCAUCAUCAACUCUUUAUUCAAAACUUUUAUUACGGCAAAUCCUCCUACAAUCAGUAAUCCCAAAUUCAAAUACAAUUCGUUUGUAAACUGUAAAAAUCAAAAAGUGAAAAAACAAACGUCAAAUUCUUCACCAGCAAACAAAAUUACGUACAAUUCUUAUUUUUCUUUUUCUUUUUGAAAUUUUCUUAAGUUUGGGUUCCGAAAUUCCCAAUAUACACACACGCACUUCUGUUUCUUCUCUUUCUUUCUCCCUUCGUUUUAAAUUUUUUCAAACCUUCAAAUCCGGUCUGCUCUUCUCACCGGAACCCUAAAACGUUCCCCCAAAUCGGUUUACGCACCAGAUCGAGGGUUUCGUGUAUUGGCGUAAUUUGGUCGGAUCUACACCGGAGUUGAAGAAGCUGCUUUUUAUUGUAUAUUGUUGUUGUUAAGAUUCGAGGAGGAGAUUGAUCGGAGUGUUUUUGUUUCAUUGGUUAAGAAGAGAUGGACGCGAUCGAGGAGUUGUCGCAGCUCUCGGAUUCGAUGAGGCAAGCUUCCGCGUUGCUAGCUGAUGAGGAUGUUGACGAAUCGACUUCGUCUAGACGCCCUUCUACUUUUCUCAAUGUCGUCGCCCUGGGUAACACCGGUGCAGGUAAAUCAGCUGUAUUAAACAGUUUAAUUGGGCAUCCUGCAUUGCCUACUGGUGAAGGUGGUGCUACCCGGGCUCCUAUAUGUAUUGACUUGGCUAGGGAUGGCUCUUUGAACAGUAGAUCAAUUGUUUUGCAAAUUGACAGCAAAUCACAGCCAGUUUCUGCAAGUGCUCUUCGACAUUCUUUACAAGAUAGACUGAGCAAAAUCUCAGGCAAAAGUCGUGAUGAGAUUUAUUUGAAGCUACGAACAAGUACAGCUCCUCCAUUGAAAUUAAUUGAUUUGCCUGGAGUGGAUAAGGGGAAUCUUGACGACUCGUUGGCAGAAUAUGCUCAACAUAAUGAUGCAAUUUUGCUGGUUGUAAUACCGGCAACACAGGCACAAGAAGUUGCGUCAGCCAAAGCUAUUAGACUUGCAAAGGAGUAUGAUGGAGAAUGUACUAGAACCGUGGGUGUUAUUAGUAAAAUAGAUCAAGCAGCUUCAGAUCCGAAAGUCCUUGCAGCUGUUCAGGCUCUUUUGUUGAAUCAAGGACCAAGAAGUACAGCUGAUAUUCCAUGGGUAGCAUUAAUUGGUCAAUCCGUGUCCAUUGCCUCUGCCCAGUCAGGAAGAGAUGGAGCUGAUAACUCACUAGAAACUGCUUGGCGUGCUGAGAGCGAAAGCCUUAAGUCUAUAUUGACUGGUGCUCCACAGAGCAAGCUUGGUAGAUUAGCUUUAGUAGAGACCUUGUCUCACCAAAUUCGUAACCGAAUGAAAGUUAGACUACCAAGUCUUCUAUCAGGCCUUCAGGGGAAGUCUCAAGUUGUGCAGGAUGAACUAUUUAGGCUCGGGGAACAGAUGGUUGAUAGCGCCGAAGGUACAAAAGCCUUAGCUUUGGAGCUCUGCCGUGAAUUCGAGGACAAGUUUCUCCAGCAUAUAACAAGUGGAGAGGGUGACGGUUGGAAAGUUGUUGCUAGUUUUGAGGGAAACUUUCCUAACAGAAUAAAGCAACUUCCUCUAGAUCGCCAUUUUGAUAUCAACAAUGUUAAAAGAAUUGUUCUUGAGGCAGAUGGUUAUCAGCCUUACCUUAUUUCUCCAGAAAAAGGUUUAAGAUCUUUGAUUAAGAUCGUUUUAGAAAUGGCAAAAGAACCUUCAAGACUCUGCGUUGAUGAGGUGCAUCGUGUACUUGUUGAUAUUGUAUCAGCAGCUGCCAAUGCUACUCCAGGUCUUGGCAGAUAUCCUCCUUUUAAGCGAGAGGUUGUACAAAUUGCCACGGAUGCUUUGGAUGGGUUUAAGGGUGAGGCAAAGAAGAUGGUUGUCGCUCUUGUUGACAUGGAGAGAGCAUUUGUUCCCCCUCAACAUUUCAUCCGUUUGGUGCAGAGACGAAUGGAUAGACAACGAAGGGAGGAAGAGCAGAAAAUACGGUCUAAAAAGCCAGUUGAUGCUGAGCAAUCAAUAUUGAAUAGGGCUACUAGUCCUCAAACUGGGAGUCAACAAUCUGGCGGGAGCCUAAAGUCUAUGAAGGAUAAAUCUGGACAGGACAAAGAAGAAGGGCCAGCCUUGAAAACUGCCGGGGCCGAGGGAGAGAUAACAGCAGGAUUUUUGUUGAAAAGAAGUGCCAAGACAAAUGGAUGGAGUAGGAGAUGGUUUGUGUUAAAUGAAAAAACUGGAAAGCUUGGAUACACUAAAAAACAAGAGGAGCGGCAUUUCCGUGGGGUGAUUACUUUAGAGGAAUGUAACCUCGAAGAAGUCGAAGAUGAUGAGGCUCCACCCCCGUCAUCCAAAAAGGAUAAGAAGGCGGCAAAUGGACCAGAUGCUCCAAAACCACCUAGUCUUGUAUUCAAGAUUACAAGCAGGGUCCCAUACAAAACGGUUCUAAAAGCUCACAGCGCGGUGGUUCUAAAAGCUGAGAGUAUGGCGGAUAAGACUGAGUGGUUGAACAAAUUGAGGGCUGUUAUUAGCGCAAAAGGUGGCCAAGUGAAGGCUGAGUCUGGUCCUCCGCUUCGCCAAAGUCUUUCUGAUGGAUCUCUUGAAACUAUGACGAGAAGGCCUGCUGAUCCAGAAGAAGAACUUCGGUGGAUGGCUCAAGAAGUACGUGGGUAUGUUGAAGCUGUACUCAACAGUCUUGCUGCCAAUGUCCCGAAAGCUGUUGUGCUUUGUCAAGUAGAGAAAGCAAAAGAAGACAUGCUCACAAAGUUGUACAGUUCUAUCAGUGCCCAAAGUAACACAAGGAUUGAAGAGCUGCUUCAGGAGGACCAAAACGUAAAACGCAGAAGGGAACGUUUCCAAAAACAGUCUUCUCUUCUUUCAAAGCUGACGAGACAGCUCAGUAUUCAUGACAAUAGAGCUGCUGCUGCAAGCUACUCAAAUGGCAGUGGAGCAGAAAGUAGUCCCACAUCUGCUGGGCCUUCAUCUGGUGAUGAGUGGAGAACUGCUUUUGAUGCUGCAGCCAAUGGCCCUAGUGAUUAUGGCGAUUCUUCAAGAUAUGGAAGCAAUGGUCACAGCCGCAGGUACAGUGACCCUGCUCAAAAUGGUGAUGCAAACACAAAUUCCAGCUCUGGCCGCCGAACAACUCCUAACCGAUUGCCGCCUGCACCGCCGUCUUCCGGUUCUGGUUAUAGAUUCUAGACUUAGACACAAAUUGAGACACAAUGAUUCUUUGUUACUCGGGUGGCUAUUUAUAUAUAUACCCUGUUAUUGUUGAGCUUCUGAGCUCAAUUCGAUGUUAUAAUAGUUUUUGUAGAAUUGGUUCUAUACGAGGACGUGCCUUUGUAGAUAGAUGUCUCUUCUAUUAACUGUGCUUUUUUGACAAUUAUGAUUUGCAGUUGCUGGAUUUUUUAUGCGUACUGGCAGUACUCUUGAGUGUCGAACUUCUAUAAUUCUCAUUGGUUGGUAUGGAACAGAUUUAUUCUAUUUGUUCUUUUUCCGAACAUUGUAUUCUUUCUGCCAUUUUUCUUUUUGUCACUGAAGAUAGUCUUUUAUUUGCUUGUCAUCUUGGGAUUUCAAAGUACGAGUUACUCAUUUGAGUUUUGGGCUUCUCAGUUAGUUCUUAUUGGAAUUCAUUACAUGGUGGGAUAAUAUUUCAAUGUAUUUUUAAUCUAAGAAAGCA
Oldenlandia corymbosa var. corymbosa is the source of this 3776-nucleotide messenger RNA. NCBI's taxonomy places the organism in Eukaryota, Viridiplantae, Streptophyta, Magnoliopsida, Gentianales, Rubiaceae. The record is from the annotation of a GenBank genome assembly.